GUCCAUAUUUUGGUAGCCGACACGUACAAACUAUAUUUUAUUUUUUACUAUUCACAAUCACCUAUUGCAAAAGGGCAGCCCUUUCAAUUGCGAUCGUAGCAAUGAAUGACAACUCAACAUCAUCCAACGUUGACAUCGAGACCUUCAAAUGGACAAACGAAAGUGUAGUUUUGUCAGCUUUUUUCUGGGGUUACGUUAUUUUCCAAAUUCCUGCUGCUCAAUUGAGCAAGAAAGUUGGUGCCAAAUGGAUGCUGGUGGGCUGCACAAUCUUAGAUUCACUAUCUUUCAUGAUAAUUCCAAUAGUGGCAAGUCAUUUAGGGUCAAUUGGCGUGAUGGGAUGCAGAGUUUUAGAAGGUCUAGCUCAAGGCGGAGUGUCGCCUCUGGUUCAUACCUUGUUAGGAACUUGGGCACCUCCUGGAGAGAGAUCCGUCCUUGGCACUUUUGCUUACUCUGGAUGCAUUUGUGGAAAUAUCCUAUCGUUAUCAGUUACCGGAUUCAUAUGUUCAAGCGGAUGGGGUUGGCCGGCGGUAUUUUACAUCUUCGGAAUUAUCGGUCUCAUGUGGACGUUGGCUUGGAUCAUAUUUGGAGCAGACAGACCAAGUUCUCACAAAACUAUAACUGAUGCUGAGAGAAACUAUAUCGAAAUCAGCCUCAAUCAACAAGUACAUAAGAACAGUUUGUUUUCUGCUGCACCAUAUGUGGCGAUGUUGAUUUGUUCACUUACUUUUAGUCCCAUCUGUGACUGGAUGAUAAAUAACAACAUGGUUUCGAGAACUGUUGCAAGAAAAAUUUUUAAUACUGUAGGUACCAUUUUUCCAGCAAUUAGCCUCACUAUGGUAGCGUUCAUUACGAAAGAAUAUGCUAGUUAUUCUGUUGCUUUGCUGAUUAUCAAUGGUGGUAUCAGUGCUGGAGCUCUCUGUAGUUAUCAAGUCAAUCACGUGGAUUUAUCUCCGAACCAUUCGGGAGUACUCAUGGCAAUCACAAAUAGUUCUACUAGUAUUUUCUCCAUUAUAUCCCCAUUAAUUGUUCAAUUCAUCGUUACUGAUCCAAGCAAUCAGUCACAAUGGAGAACAAUAUUUCUCGUGACAGCAGGUCUAUAUUUGUUGGCUGAUAUAUUCUAUAUCAUUUUUGGAUCCGGAGAUGUGCAGCCUUGGAAUAGUGUUGAAGAGAAUGAUGAAGAUGGUAGUUCUCCGAAUAUAUCAGUCGUGGAACUCGAUCAGAAAAAUAAAAAAUAUUAAAAGUAUUAUAAUUGA
Molecule: messenger RNA, 1253 nt
Organism: Leptinotarsa decemlineata (Colorado potato beetle)
Lineage: Eukaryota; Metazoa; Arthropoda; Insecta; Coleoptera; Chrysomelidae
Product: putative inorganic phosphate cotransporter
Biological process (GO): monoatomic anion transport; transmembrane transport
Cellular component (GO): membrane
Molecular function (GO): transmembrane transporter activity
Source: RefSeq, a predicted model, not a curated record